UAAAAUGGAGGUACUCGUUUAGCGGUAACCAGGGAAAGUUGUUUACAAAGGAAACGGGUCACUUGCCACUUGGCGAUACUAUGACACGGCUUUUUAUCGACACCAUGAUGUAAAUAGUGACUUUAUCUGAAUUGUAAGGGUGUUUGGUGCGCCAAAAGAUCCUCAUUUAUUGCAGGAUAAAAAGAGGAGUUAAAUAUGCCUGCACCUCUCCGGAAAAAGACAGUAGUCUGCUACAUUUGUGGUAGAGAGUUUGGUUCCCAGUCUUUGUCAAUACAUGAGCCACAAUGUCUGAAAAAAUGGAAAGCUGAGAAUGACAAGCUACCUAAAUCCCAGAGGAGGAAGACGCCUGUUAGACCGCAGAUUUUACCAUCUAUUGAAGGAGGUAGUGCGGAUAAUGAAAGAUUCAAUGAAGCUGCUUGGCAAAGUGCCCAAGCACAGUUAGUGCCAUGUGAAAAUUGUGGCCGGACAUUUGCACCUGAUAGACUACAAAUCCACCAAAGAGGAUGCAAACCAGGUAAACCUAUGCAACCAUUGAAGGCUGGCACAGGAGGAACUAGUGACAAAGGGGACAGACCAAGGACAACAACUAUCACAGAUCCCAAGGUGGUGAAAAGUGAAAACUCAAUAGGAGACAAAACUGUGAGGGUAGAGAAACAAGCAGAAGCUACACCUGGCUUAGAAAAAGAGGGGACAUUCACUACAUCCAAAAAGGACCCUCCAAUGUCGAAGGCUACACCUAACCCGGGUUUUGUUUUGUGCUAUAUUUGUGGAAGGAAAUUUGGAACUAAGUCCAUUGAUAUACAUGAACCACAGUGUUUAGAAAAAUGGAGGAAAGAAAAUGCUCAAUUACCAAAAAGUCAACGAAGAAAGACCCCAGUAAAACCAGAGAUUGUUGGGGGUGGAUCUAAUAAUAUUGAAGCCAUGAAUGAGGCAGCAUGGCAGAGUGCCCAGUCUCAGCUGCUGCCAUGCGAUGGAUGUGGACGGACAUUUGCCCCCGAUAGAUUAGCAGUGCAUCAAAGGGCAUGUAAGGCCCCUGGAGGUGCAAAAGGUAAAACACCUGCUGCUACAUCUACAGGCAGGAGCUCCCAGUCCAGUGCAACUGGAGGAGCAAGUCCUACACCCAAAAAAUCAAGUGCUCCAGCCCAGCCACAGUUUGUUUUAUGUUAUAUCUGUGGGCGAAAGUUUGGCUCAAAGUCAGUUGCAAUCCAUGAACCUCAAUGUCUUGAGAAAUGGAAGAUAGAAAAUAGUAAGCUUCCAAAAGGUCAGAGACGACCUGAGCCUAAGAAACCAGAGGUGUUACAGUCAGGUGGGAAGUAUGAUGUAGAGGCUAUGAAUGAGGCUGCGUGGCAGAGUGCUCAGGCUCAGCUGAUACCAUGUGAUGGUUGUGGCAGAACAUUUGCUCCAGACAGACUUGCUGUUCAUCAGCGGAGUUGUAAGGGGACUGGCAAAGGUGCUGGACCCACAAAUAAACCUGGUGGAACAAACCCUGGUGUUUCACCUGCUGCUUCAACAGGACCAGCUGGUUCAACAGGGAAAGGGGAUCCCAAGGGCGGUCCAAGAACAGUGGUGUGUUACAUCUGUGGAAGGGAGUUUGGUUCAAAGUCCAUCUCCAUACAUGAACCCCAGUGUCUGGAAAAAUGGAAGAAUGAGAACAACAAGCUUCCAAAGGAAAGAAGGCGACCCAUUCCCAAGAAGCCAGAGGCUGGACAACCACUGACAAGAGAUCAGAUGAAUGAACUGGCUUGGGAAAAUGCCAAAAGUCAGUUGAUUCCAUGUGAAAACUGUGGUCGAACCUUUGCCCCGGACAGACUAGAUGUCCACCAGAGGGCGUGUAAACCCAAGCCCGGCCAAGGUCCUUCAAAAGCUGCUGCUGCUGAACCAUCGAAGCCUCCUCCCGUGAUUAAACGGCCUCCGACCAUGGUGUGCUAUAUCUGUGGUCGAGAGUUUGGUUCAAAAUCUAUCUCAAUCCAUGAACCCCAGUGUCUAGAAAAGUGGAAAAUAGAAAACAACAAGCUACCAAAAUCACAACGAAGACCCGAACCGAUCAAACCUGAAGUUAGAAAAAUCGGAGCCAAGGGAACCUAUGACAUAGAUGCCAUGAAUGACGCUGCCUAUGAGAGUGCUAAGGCCCAGCUAUUGAAGUGUGAGAAUUGUGGACGUACUUUUGCCCCUGACAGGCUUCCAGUUCAUCAGAGAAGCUGUAAACCUAAACCUCCCAAGGAGUAACAGAAAUGAAGCUACCUCUAACAUAGACCCAAUAUUGGAAAUAGUAUACAUGUACUAUGAACCAACUUUUAUUUGUAAUACUUUAUUUUUGCGAUUUAUUAGUCUGAGAGAUAAACCGGUUAAUGGUAACUUAUUUUUGCCAUCCUUUUUGCCUUAUCGAUCCACACUCAAAUGUUGUUUUAAAAUAAACCCAUACUGCAACGACUGGUUUGUAAGUACAAAUGUAUAGAAAUAUUCAUGAUAAUAAGGCUCUUGCAAACCUCACAAAAAUUUCUUGAAUGCAAAUGAGAGUUGGUUCUAUUAUAUAAUUCUGAUAUAACUUUUUUUUCCCUAAGAGUCUUGCAAUAUAGAGAGUAAUUAUAUUGCGGCAAUAGCUUAAGGUCAAUUUAAAGCUAACAUUUUUAUUUUAGAUUAUUCUGAUGUGUGAAGUUUUAUAGUAAGAUUUGUGUUACUUGUUUAUAAAUUUGCCACAGAUUGAUAGCAGUUCACAUUAUUGAGUGAUUUCUCUUCAUCCAAUUUAGAAUUUACCGUCAAGCAUGAAAAUUUAUUGUUUAUUCUAUAUUAAUCACUUGAUGAAUUAAUUAUCUUUUAAACACUUGAACCAUUCAGAAGUCAUUUAAUAGUUUGUCAAAACGAAAUUUAGAGGAAGGACAGUAUACAAUUUAUUAUUUUUUUCUCAUUUCAUGAUAAGUAAUCUGAGGCAGUGCAUGUUUGCAUACUUCAUGAUAAAGUUGUCACAGACUGACAUAUCUUGCAAGUUACUGUUAAAAUUAUUUUACUUCAAUUGACUGACUUUAUGUAGUAAGCAAUGAUAAUUUUUUAAAUAUUGUUACAUGACUUGUUUUUAUAAUUGUGAACUCUAAAUGUUUGAUUCUCAUAUUGUUUGAAGUAACUUCAUCCUAGUAUAUUUAACUGACCACCACCAUUUCAUGCUCAGAACACUUGAUAUAUUAUGACAUAUUUCUGCAUGAAUACCAAAUAUCUUGUUGACAUUUGGAUAUAGAACUUCUGAGUUAUAUUUUCUUACUCUCCAAUUUACUUGCCUUGUAUCUGUGAUAGUUGAAGUUAUUAUUUAUGUAUUUUAUAAAUAUUGGCAUAUUUGAUUCAAAUUACUUAAGCUGUUGUGUGCCCAUUAAAUGUUUUGCAAACACAUUAAAGGGGUACACUUAAUUUAAUUUAUAUUUUUACUAUAAAAUACAUAUUUUUACUAUAUUUUAAUGUAUCUAUUAAUUUUUAUACUGAUAUUUAUAUUUUAAUUCCAUCCAGUUGUUUUCAGUCUUUUGAUCUAUCAGAUAUUGCCACUUAUCUAGUCCAUUUUCUGAUGUCAGACCAUGCAUUUUGUUGGUAAAAUGUUCACUUUAACUAUUUCAAUGUGUCCAUCAAGAGUUUCUUUUCUUAUUUUUUUUCUGACAUGGCAGAGAAAAAAAAUUAAAAUACUUUCAUUUCCAUGAAAACAUGCCAAUAAUUUUUUUUCUAUAUUUUUGAAUAUCUAAUCUUGAUUAUAUUAUUACCUACGUACAGGGGGUAUUUUGUUAUUUAUGAAAUUUGUUUUUUUAUUUUUCAUAAACGCGUAUUGAAGAUGUCUCAUUGUACCAACCCUUUCAUAUCAUAUAUAAGAUUCAAUAGUUAGGCACUAAUGAAGGCAUUUAAAGAGCACAUGUGUCUGUCGUGAUAGGCAUUUGAAGAUUUCUUUAAUUUAUGUUUUUAUUUAUUUAUUUUAUUGAUGUUUUUAAUGUUCUGACAGGGUUGUUGUUUUAAUUAUCUUGUUUGCAAAGUUCUUGUUAAUAAAUCUUUUUUCUUAUUGAAUAACCUCAUACUGAACACCUACACAGUUAUAAACACUCCUCUUACAAAAUAAGAGAUAUAUUUAAACAAUCGUACGUUCCCCCAAUAAACUUUUCAAUUUUUUCUGCAAACGUUCACAUUUUGGCCAACUGUACAAAACGAAUUUUUGAAUAAAGGGAAUAUUUUUUAAA
Molecule: messenger RNA, 4202 nt
Organism: Magallana angulata
Lineage: Eukaryota; Metazoa; Mollusca; Bivalvia; Ostreida; Ostreidae
Product: zinc finger protein 474-like
Exons: 8
Coding region: 196-2226 (676 amino acids)
Source: RefSeq, a predicted model, not a curated record